AGCACCUUACUCGAGCACUACUUGUCUCUGACGGACCCCAGCGCCUACUGCGUCAUCCUCUGGGCCCAUGGUUCGAUCCUCUCGACAACUGGAACUGGUUAUGGUCUUCUACCCACGGAUUGUUCCAUCGCCAGGGAUACUCGUUCUACGCAAUUGUCCGGGUGCAAACGACCACAUAACGAGCCUACAGACAACGGCGCCAGCGGCUUGCCGGCCCCCUUUUGGACCCAACCACUCCCAGCGGACUUGUGCCGAGCUACCGUCCACAUUACGCCUUCGCUAGGUACUCUAGCCCUCACCGGCAUUGGGAGAGCACCGCUGCAGCCGCAUCACGACUCUCAACCGUCCUUGCUGGCCGCCUGGAUGGCUGCCUCAGCCAAGGUGACCGAGUAUGUUGGCUGGACCCCAGAAGAAAUAGAGAUCGAUGGCAAUGAAAGCCUCCUUGCUGAAACCCUACUCGAAGACCGGCUGUGUGUGAUCAGCGACGGCUCUUAUAAGCUCGGUCUGGGCACGGCAGCGGUUCAACUGCUUCCACGUAAGGGUGGCAAGGAACGUAUUAUCGUUCGGAUUGUGUGCGAUGGAUUUUUGGCGUUGCUCAACACCUUUAGUGACAAUCGAGUCACACCGCAACAAGCCCAGUUUGACCUGGUCUCAACUAUCCGGGAGGCACUGGUCCACUCUAGGGCCUCGUGGGAACCUAGCCACGUGUACGGUCACCUUGAUAAGGCGACAUCCUUUUUGUGUCUCUCUUGGUGGUCCAAACGAAAUGUGGAAGUGGAUGCGUGGGCGGUCGCUUAUCGCCACCAGCUCGAAGCUUCACACCGAUUGCUCGCACCUAACGCUCGUUUCUUUACCGAAUUGGCUGCCCUCUACAUCGGGGACGUCAAACAGUCGCGAUUGAAUCCAGAACAGGUCCAGGAACUGGUGGCGCUGCCUGCUCUACGCAAGCGAUGGCACG
This is a messenger RNA of Cylindrotheca closterium, 958 nucleotides long. NCBI's taxonomy places the organism in Eukaryota, Bacillariophyta, Bacillariophyceae, Bacillariales, Bacillariaceae. The record is from the annotation of a GenBank genome assembly.